Molecule: messenger RNA, 6563 nt
Organism: Onychomys torridus (southern grasshopper mouse)
Lineage: Eukaryota; Metazoa; Chordata; Mammalia; Rodentia; Cricetidae
Gene: Flt1
Product: fms related receptor tyrosine kinase 1
Exons: 29
Coding region: 253-4086 (1277 amino acids)
Biological process (GO): vascular endothelial growth factor receptor signaling pathway; protein phosphorylation; cell migration
Cellular component (GO): signaling receptor complex; plasma membrane
Molecular function (GO): vascular endothelial growth factor receptor activity; ATP binding
Source: RefSeq, a predicted model, not a curated record
AGGCUCGGAGCGCGGCGGCGGACUCUCCCCGGCAGUAGUGGCGGCGGCGGCGGCGGCGGCGGCUCGGAGCGGGCUCCGGGACUCAAGCGCAGCGGCUAGCGGACACCGGACGGCCAAGAUCCCCCUGGGCUGCAGGCGCGGAGAAGGGCUCUGGCGGCGCCAGGCAGGAGCACGAGGGGACCGGCUCGGGCGGCUGCGCUGUCGGCCUCGGAGAGCGCGGGCAUCGGGCCAGCAGGCCGCGUCGCUCUCACCAUGGUCAGCUGCUGGGACACGGCGGUCCUGCUGCGCGCACUGCUCGGCUGUUUGCUUCUCACAGGAUAUGGUUCAGGGUGGAAGUUAAAAGGACCUGAACUGAGUUUAAAAGGCACUCAGCACGUCAUACAAGCCGGCCAGACUCUCUUUCUCAAGUGCAGAGGGGAGGCAGCCCACUCAUGGUCUCUGCCUGCAGCAGUGAGUGAGGAGGAGAAAAGGCUGAGCGUUACUAGAUCUGCCUGUGGGAGGAACAACAGACAAUUUUGCAGCACCCUGACCUUGAACAUGGCACAGGCCAACCACACGGGCCUCUACACCUGCGGAUACCUCCCCAAAUCUGCUUCCAAGAAGAAGAGAACAGAGUCUGCCAUCUACAUAUUUGUCAGUGAUGCAGGGAGUCCUUUCAUAGAGACGCACAGUGACAUACCUAAAGUUGUGUACAUGACGGAAGGACGAGAACUCAUCAUACCCUGCCGGGUGACGUCACCCAACAUCACAGUCACUUUAAAAAAGUUUCCAUCGGACACUUUGACCCCUGAUGGAGAAAGAAUUAUCUGGGACAGUAGGAAAGGCUUUAUAAUAGCAAAUGCAACUUACAGGGAAAUAGGACUUCUGAACUGCGAGGCCACAGUCAACGGGCACCUGUACCAGACAAACUAUUUGACCUAUCGGCAAACCAAUACAAUCCUAGAUGUCCACAUAAGGCCUCCAAGCCCAGUGAGAUUGCUCCAUGGUCAAACUCUUAUCCUCAACUGCACUGCGACCACCGACCUGAACACGAGGGUGCAGAUGAGCUGGAGUUACCCUGGUAAAGCAACUAAGAGAGCUACUAUACGGCAGCGGAUUGACCAAAGCAAUCUCCACAACAAUGUGUUCCACAGUGUUCUUAAGAUCAGCAACGUGCAGAGCCACGAUAAGGGAGUUUACACUUGCCGUGUGAAAAGUGGGUCAUCGUUCAGAUCUUUCAACACCUCCGUGCGUGUGUACGGAAAGGGAUUCAUCAGCGUGAAGCAUCGGAAGCAGCGGGUGCAGGAAACCGUAGCGGGAAAGCGGUCCUACCGGCUGUCCAUGAAAGUGAAGGCCUUCCCCUCACCAGAAGUCGUAUGGUUGAAAGAUGGCUCACCUGCAAUGGAGAAAUCUGCUCGAUAUUUGGUGCAUGGCUACUCAUUAGUUAUCAAAGAUGUAACCACCGAGGACGCAGGGGACUAUACAAUCUUGCUGGGCAUAAAGCAGUCAAACCUAUUUAAAAACCUCACUGCUACUCUGGUUGUAAAUGUGAAACCUCAGAUCUAUGAAAAGUCUGUGUCGUCCUUGCCGAGUCCAGCUCUCUACCCACUGGGCAGCAGACAAGUCCUCACUUGCACCGUGUAUGGAAUCCCUCAGCCUACAGUCAAGUGGUUCUGGCACCCCUGUCACCGUAAUCGCUCCAAAGAAAGGUAUGACUUGUGUUCCGAGAGUGAAGAGUCCUUCCUCCUGGAUCCUGGCAGCAGCGUAGGAAACAGAAUUGAGAGCAUCACUCAGCGCAUGAUGGUCAUCGAAGGAACCAAUAAGACGGUUAGCACCUUGGUGUUGGCUGAGUCGAGAACUUCUGGAAUCUACAGCUGCAAGGCCUUCAAUAAAAUAGGGACUGUGGAAAGAAACAUAAAAUUUUACGUCACAGAUGUACCAAAUGGCUUUCACGUUUCCUUGGAAAAGAUGCCAACAGAAGGAGAAGACCUGAAACUCUCCUGCACGGUCAACAAGUUCCUGUACAGAGACAUUACCUGGAUUCUGCUACGGACAGUAAAUAACAGAACAAUGCACCACAGCAUCAGCAAGCAGAAAAUGGCCACCACUCAAGAGUACUCCAUCACUCUGAACCUUGUCAUCAAGAAUGUGUCCCUGGAAGACUCGGGCACCUAUGCCUGCAGAGCCAGGAACAUAUACACAGGGGAAGAAACCCUUCGGAAGACAGAAGUUCUCAUUAGAGAUCAGGAGGCACCACACCUGCUGCAGAACCUCAGCGACUCCAAGGUGUCCAUCAGUGGCUCUGCGACCUUAGACUGUCAAGCUCACGGCGUCCCUCAGCCUCGGAUAACUUGGUUCAAAAACAACCACAAAAUACAACAAGAACCUGGAAUUAUUUUAGGACCGGGAAACGGCACGCUGUUUAUUGAAAGAGUCACAGAAGAGGAUGAAGGUGUCUAUAGGUGCAGGGCGGCCAACCAGAAGGGAGCCGUGGAAAGCUCAGCCUACCUCACUGUGCAAGGAUCCUCAGACAAGUCAAACCUGGAGCUGAUCACUCUGACGUGCACCUGUGUGGCUGCGACUCUCUUCUGGCUCCUUUUAACGCUCUUCAUCCGGAAACUGAAACGGUCUUCUUCUGAAGUAAAAACGGACUACCUGUCAAUCAUAAUGGACCCAGAUGAAGUCCCCCUGGAUGAACAGUGUGAACGGCUGCCCUAUGAUGCCAGCAAGUGGGAGUUUGCACGGGAAAGACUUAAACUAGGCAAAUCGCUCGGGAGAGGGGCCUUUGGGAAAGUGGUUCAGGCAUCUGCAUUCGGCAUUAAGAAAUCUCCCACCUGCCGGACUGUGGCUGUGAAGAUGUUGAAAGGCUCCCAGGAGGUUCACCACAUUCAGAUGAUGGCCGAUGAUGCAGCCUUGCAUAUGGAGCCCAAGAAAGAAAACCUAGAGCCAGGCCUGGAGCAGGACCAGAAGCCUCGACUAGACAGUGUCAACAGCAGCGAGAGUUUCGCCAGCUCGGGCUUUCAGGAGGACAAAAGCGUGAGCGAAGCAGAAGAAGAUGACGAUUGCAGUGAGAUCUCCAAGCAGCCCCUCACCAUGGAAGACCUGAUUUCCUACAGUUUCCAAGUGGCCAGAGGCAUGGAGUUUCUGUCCUCCAGAAAGUGCAUCCAUCGGGACCUGGCAGCUCGGAACAUCCUUUUGUCUGAGAACAAUGUUGUGAAGAUCUGUGAUUUUGGCCUGGCCCGGGAUAUUUAUAAGAACCCUGACUAUGUGAGAAAAGGAGAUACUCGACUUCCCCUGAAAUGGAUGGCUCCCGAAUCCAUCUUUGACAAGAUCUAUAGCACCAAGAGUGACGUGUGGUCCUAUGGAGUGUUGCUCUGGGAGAUUUUCUCCUUAGGGGGUUCUCCUUACCCAGGAGUACAGAUGGAUGAAGAUUUCUGCAGCCGACUUAAGGAAGGCAUGAGGAUGAGGUCACCAGAGUACGCAACACCUGAAAUCUACCAAAUCAUGCUGGAUUGCUGGCACAAAGACCCCAAAGAGAGGCCUCGGUUUGCAGAACUGGUGGAGAAACUCGGUGACCUGCUUCAAGCCAAUGUCCAACAGGAUGGUAAAGACUACAUCCCAAUCAAUGCCAUACUGACGAGAAACAGUGGCUUCACGUACUCAGUCCCCACCUUCCCUGAGGACUUUUUCAAGGACGGCUUUACAGCACCAGCGGUUCAUUCUGGAAGCUCUGAUGAUGUGAGAUAUGUCAAUGCUUUUAAAUUCCUGAGCCUGGAAAGAAUCAAAACCUUGGAGGAGCUUGCACCAAAUGCCACCUCCAUGUUUGAAGAUUAUCAGCUGGACACGAGCACUCUGCUGGCCUCCCCGCUGCUGAAGCGAUUUACCUGGACUGAGAGCAAGCCCAAGGCCUCGAUGAAGAUAGACUUGAGAAUAACAAGUAAAAGCAAGGAGUCGAGGCUCUCCGAUGUCCCCAGGUCCAGCGUCUGCUUUUCCAGCUGUGGCCACAUCAGGCCUGUGCAUGACCACUCUGAGCUGGGGAAGGAUCUGUGCUGCUCUCCACCCCCAGACUACAACUCUGUGGUGUUGUACUCCUCCCCACCCGCCUAACGCCUCCCACAAGCCACAGACAACUAGCCUGACAGUAUUAUGCAUCUAUGAGUUUACACCUAUUUCUCUCCACAGGAGCCGGCUGCUUUUUGUGACUUAAUAGUGCUUUGUGUUGUUGUUGUUGUUGUUUUGACUAACAAGAAUGUAACCCCAGAUAGUGACAAGUGAGGAACACUAUUGCUCAAUCCACAUGACUCCGUGUAAGAGAAACCCUAAGCCCAAUGACUCACCUGCUCCUGCCCCCAAAGCCUCAGGGCACUCUGGAUGGGCAUCUGCUGGCCAUGGCACCCUCCCUGCAGCUGUGGGGGCAGGCGCAGUAGGCCCCCUAGCUCACAGCAGCAUGCACUGGCCUGCUCUGUGUCUCUGGAGUCCACUAGCAGGCAUUACGACACUUACGGAGGCAAGAAAGGGAGAAAAGAGCAAGAGGCAUGGGAAAAGGCCUUGGGAUGUGUCUCGUGGAGACCUUGGUGCAGGAGAGGGCUCCUCAAUGCCACCUCACUAGUUCUCUAUCCUGGCCUCAACUUUUUAAAGGGCACCUACCAAGAGGUGACAGGGCAGAAUAUACAGGGACAUUUUCUAGAUGUUUUCAGGAACCGCAGACCAUGUUAAAUUGUUCCCUGGGUGCCUGUUUGUUGUCUGUUACCAUCCACAGCAUGUUUAACACCCAUCAGUGUUAAAGUGGCACUUGGCUCUCAAGUCACACUUACCAUUAGUUCUUCUAGUGAGAUACACUGAGAUUAGACCCAAGCUUGGGGGCCUCAACUUAGCCUAUUGCUCACAGGGAGCUGAGCGGUCCAGUUUGGCCUAGUAAGGCUGUCCACCAAUGGACUCAAAAGCCACAUUUUAAACAGUCAGGUUCUAUUUCAAGUAUUAAUAUAGAGACACUUGCAUCAUCCUGGUUUAUACAGUUAGCUAUUCAAAUAAGCUGGGGAAGAGUCUAGAAGACGGUUUUCUCUGUACCCAAACCAGGAUUAAUGGUUUCAUCACCUCAAGCCAAUCUGAGAGGAGCAAAAGAGCAUUAGCCAAUGUUUAUUAAGCACUUCAUGCUCCUUGAAAGAAAAGGCAACUUGUGGUUUGUGAAGCUAUUUCCACAGCUGGGACUCAGGCUAUUAGUCAAUGAAACAUCAAAAGGAAAAAAAUAAUCCUAUUUUCAUCUGUUUCAGACCCUACCUGGGGGGGCCUAAGGAUGAUGGGGACAGGGUAGAAAUGGGAGACAGGGUAGAAAAGGGUGCCUACUCUUUGGGGUCUAGAGAUUGUAAGCCCUGGAUCUCUAGAAUUGGCUCGGUUAAAUGUUGUAUGUGCAAAUUAUGGUCUGUGUGUUUAGGAUAUGUGCACCUGCUGAAGCCAGUCACAGCUAGGCAGAUAUGAGUAGUUGUCUUGUGAGAGCAGACCACACUUCCUUUAUGCCACUUAAUUCUAUGGCCUGAACAAUGGCAUGUCUGCCACUUCCCUGUGCACCACAUUCUUGAGGUUGUCUGUCUGACGAGAAUGGAGUCUCGGCACAAUCCCCAGUGAGACAAAAGUAUGCAGCCACAGUGACUCUUGGGGUACUCACUAGUCAGGAUAGAGAGGUAGGAAAGGGCUUUCAACCAGGAACUAGACAAAGAGAUAUCAGGCAGGGCUGGAGGAAAGACAUCUUUGUUCUGCAUCUUUGUAUAUCUGCAAAAGCUCAUGUCAGUUGGCAAGUGUCUAAGUCAGGCGAUCAGACACUGGCUGCCAGAGAAAUGAAUGGUGUCAGCAUUUUCAAAUCAUUUAAACAAUCAGCAAUUAGUGAAGAAAGAAAACCUUAGCCAGCCCUGUACUAUUUUGAUUUUAAUCAUCUAAUCCUUAUCAAUCUAUUGGGAUUUUCUGGCUCUGCUUGAGGACUUAGCUUUGGAGUCCAUGGCAGUCCAUCAGCAAAGAAAAAGGAAGACGACGGAUCCAUCUGCGUUUGGAAGGCAGACAAAUGGCAACGUGUGAUGACACACAUACCUAGCUGCAGUGUGCCCAUUCGGAUGUUAGCACUCGGACAGUGACAUAAGGCCAUUUGCCAUUCAGGGCCAAAGUGGCUGGCACUAAGAAGAAACAAACAUUUCUCCUAGUGUUUGAGAUUACCAAUGUGUAACCAGGGAGCUGGAACCUCAGGCAGGCCUAAGUUAGCCUGAGGGAGAUCCCCGGGGGACAGAUCUGUCCAAACCCUGAAGCCUGCUGCACAGGCCUGAGAACCUUGCUCCCCUGCCUAUCAGUCAGCUCAAUCAAGGAAGAGGGCAUCUUUUGACCGACAGUGGUAGGAACUGUAUGUGUGUGUGUGUGUGUGUGUGUGUCUGUAUGUUUUGUGCAUAACUAUUUAAAGAUACUGGAAUUUUAAAGUUACUUUUAUAUAAACCAAGAUGGUAUGCCAGAGACAGAACUAAGAUAUGAUCUGGUCCCACCUUUUAGUCAUGAUGAAUGUAUUUCGUAUAUUAUCUUCAUUUAAUAAAACUCACCUUCAAAACCAA